Messenger RNA from Ipomoea nil (Japanese morning glory), 723 nucleotides. RefSeq lists its product as uncharacterized. NCBI's taxonomy places the organism in Eukaryota, Viridiplantae, Streptophyta, Magnoliopsida, Solanales, Convolvulaceae. Bases 41 to 454 code for a protein of 137 amino acids. The record is from RefSeq and is a predicted model, not a curated record. The transcript is spliced from 5 exons.
UCUUACUCUCACUGAUUCUCUCUCUCUCUCUGAGGCCGGCAUGGAUAGAAGGCUCUGCUUUGUUGUUGUUCUUGUACUAGCUGCUAUUAGCAGCUGGCGCUGUAGUGCUAAAGAUUUAGCAGCUGCUGACCAUAAGAGAGAUGUCUUCUCAGAGAAACAAGUUCAAGUCAGCGGAAAUGAAGAUCUGUGCUUACAGUGUAAACAACUUUUCGCAAUCUAUUCUGAUAAGCAGAAACAAAGCGAGAUGAUUGACGAUCUUCACAACUACUGCUCUAGGUUUUUUGAUUUGGCGCAAAUGUGCAUUGCCCUUUAUGAACCAAUACUUACUAGUAUAUUCGACCGGAUCAACUCCUCAACGCCUGAAAGUUUCUGCAAAUUUUUCUGUGAAGGAGUUGAUCCCAUUUCUCAACAAAGUGCAAGAAACUGGUUUUCUAAUAUGCCCCUCCGAUUCUGAUGAACGCCGAGCAGUUCCCUGUAACAAAUGGCAUCUGCAUCUUUGCAACUCGCCAACUCUUGGAAUUGAGUGUGGUCUGCUUUCUUUUACAACCUUGUUCACAUGUUGUAGAGUGUGGUCUGCUUUCUUUUACAACCUUGUUCACAUGUUGUAGAGUGUGGUUUGCUUUCUUUUACAACCUUGUUCACAUGUUGUAGACUCUGGUUCACAUGUUGUACGCGCAUUGCGCGAAUAAUUCAAUGCCCAAUUUGUAUUUUCAAAUUAGUGUU